GGAUGGGAAUCAUCAGUCGGCACCGCCGGAGAAGGUCGGCUGGGUCCGGAAAUUCUGCGGGAAAGGGAUUUUCAGGGAGAUUUGGAAGAACCGCUACGUGGUGCUGAAAGGGGACCAGCUCUUCAUCUCUGAGAAGGAGGCUUCUGGUCACUUCCAGCCCAAAGCCAGGGAUGGCUGGGAAGGGGUAGCCCUGGAGGAGCCAAGCCUUGCCAAAACGAAGGGAGCUGUGUGACCAUCUGUCCUCACCAUCAUCACCCCCUGGUCCAGGACAAUUUAGAGGAUGGACAGACCCACUCCACCACCAUGUAGUCCCACGACAUCAUGCCAGAAUUUGGAAGCGGGGCUCCUUUGUGAAACAGUUCCAGGCAGGGAGGUAAAAGAUGAGAAAAAUAUUCAAGAGGUGUUUGACCUGAGUGACUAUGAGAAGUGUGAAGAGCUCCGGAAAUCCAAGAGCAGGAGCAAGAAAAAUCAUAGCAAGUUUACCCUUGCGCACUCCAGACAACCCGGCAACACAGCACCCAACCUGAUCUUCCUGGCCGUGAGUCCAGAGGAAAAGGAGUCCUGGAUCAACGUCCUCAACUCUGCCAUCACCAGAGCCAAGAACCGCGUCUUGGAUGAGGUCACUGUUGAAGAGGAUAGCUAUCUCGCCCACCCCACUCGAGACAGAGCGAAAAUCCAGCACUCCCGCCGCCCCCCAACUCGGGGACACCUCAUGGCUGUGGCUUCCACCUCUACCUCAGAUGGGAUGCUGACCUUGGACCUGAUCCAAGAGGAAGACCCCUCCCCUGAGGAGCCAGCCUCUUGUGCUGAGAGCUUCCGGGUGGACCUGGACAAGUCUGUGGCCCAGCUGGCAGGGAGUCGGCGGAGAGCAGACUCUGACCGGAUCCAAUCUUCCUCAGACCGGGCAACCAGCCUCCCUCGACCUUGGGAAAAGCCAGACAAGGGGGCCACCUACACCCCCCAGGCACCCAAGAAGUUGACCCCCACAGAGAAAGGCCGCUGUGCCUCCUUGGAGGAAAUCCUGUCUCAGCGGGACGCUGCCCCAGCCCGUACCCUCCAGCUGCGGGCUGAGGAAUCUCCAGCCCCCAGCCCACCCCACCCGGGCCAGCUGUCCCGGAUCCAGGACCUGGUAGCAAGGAAACUCGAGAAGACACAGGAGCUGCUGGCAGAAGUUCAGGGACUGGGAGAUGGCAAACGCAAGGCCAAGGACCCCCCACAGUCUCCACCCGACUCGGAGUCUGAGCAGCUGCUGCAGGAGACCGAGCGGCUGCUAGGAGAGGCGUCCUCGAACUGGAGCCAGGCAAAGAGAGUGCUGCAGGAAGUCAGCGAGUUGAGGGACCUGUACAGACAGAUGGACCUGCAGACCCCCGACUCCCACCCCAGACAGACCACCCAGCACAGUCAAUAUCGGAAGAGCCUGAUGUGAAGGACAGGAACAAGGUCUGGAACUUGGUGGGGGGCUUAUAGAUUCUUAUCUCCAGGUGUUGCAGGAUAAAGUUUUUUAUUUACCUCAGUCAAAAAAAAAAAAAAAAAACACCAUUGAACUCACUGCUCUUGCUGGUGCCUGACCCCCUAAGCCUUUGUCCCCCUACCCACUUUCCUUACUCAACUCCCCCUCCUACUUGGCCCCUAUAACAGUAGUAAGGAGCUUCACCUGCACCGAGAAGGACACAGUCUGCUCCUUUUACACAGCCCUCCCACCCCCCAGCAGUGGGGAGUUGUCCAGCACAUGCACAGCCUUCUGAGUUCAGAGGGAGCUGCGGCAGAGGGGUUUCUCGUAUGUCCCAUUCCAGGUUCUAUCUGAGGGUGAAAUUUCAGCUGCCCAACUUCAGUUCCAGGAAUGUGGAGGACAGUGCCACCUGUCCACGCCACAGGAGAAGUGAAAUUUACCCCAGCCCUGAGGAGGAUAUGUGGAAUUCAAAUCUCCCUGCCCAACACUGGCUCCUCACCCGUAGUCGUUAGUCUCUGGUUGAGAUUGAACUACGUGGGGCUGGGGCUGUAGCUCAGUGGUGGAACACCUGCCCCUCGUGCAUGAGGACCCGAGUUCAACCCCAGUAUCAUGAAGCGAGACUGAGCUGCUAGGAGGUGCUUUCUCCAUCUCCCAAGCCCUUCCAAGCGUGGAGUCAAAGAUACACCUUUGGAUGGUGGGACUGGUUUGGUCAUUUGACUAGGGGGUGACUAGCAUAGGGGAAAUGGGGACAGCUGACCCCAUGGAAGAACUGAACUAAGAAUGAAACUGAUUUGCAAUGCAGGCUGGGUAGGAAAAGGGGGAAAACCAAACCUGGGCCUGGGUUCCUCUUUCUGCCAAGUGAGGGUUUCCUGUUGCCACUCCCUGUCCUUCCUCAGGCUGCUCCCACCAGUAAGCAGAUCCGGAUCAGCUUUAAAAGUCGUGUCUGCCUCACAGGCUUCUCUGUGGUCCAUCCCACACAACUCGUUUUGUUUGCUGCUUUUCACUGAGAUUUUUUGUUUGCUUUUACAGUACUAGGGGCUGAGCCAGGAGUGCUCUACUACUCAGGUACACCCCCAGCCCCUGAGUCAGAGGUUACAGGCAUGUACAACCGCAUCCAGCUCUAUAGAGUUUCUAAGAUCUGUGAGUAACAGUGCCAAGGUCUAGAAGAAAGUUGUGAAGGCAAGAUAUGAGUGAUUUUUGGAAAGAAGGGGUCAGAGAGCAUCUGGAUCGAGUGAAUAAGGGGUUAAAAACACUUAUGUCCCUUGUGAGCUUCUCUUGAUCCUCUUCCCUAGGUCUCUUCUCACAACCAAGAGCCAAGUCCUAGAGCUUCCCUCGGGGAGAAGGGAGAGGAAAUAGGGACAACCCGCAUAUAGAUACCAGCCAUGAGCCUGUUGGAUGUUAGGAAAAUUGGGUAGGAAGGAGGGAGGAAAAUCCUUCUGGAGAAAGAGAAGGACUCAAUUCCUUUUGUGUGUGUGUGUGUGUGUGUGUGUUGCUGGGAUUGAACCCAGUACCCGGUGCAUACGAGGCCAGCACUCUGCCACCUGAGCUAGAUCCCCAGCCCCCCUUCUUCUAUUCUUGACAUUGCUCCUACAGCCACAUUAGAUAAGGGAAUCUCUCCAAGUUAAACUGUCUCUAGGGAGGAGGGAUUCCUGCUCUCCUUUUAGACCCCCACCACUCACUGUCAUGAAAGUUCUCUGUCCAUGCGGCCUAGAGUUGUCUAGUCUCUUCAGGGAGGAAAAAGUAUUCUGUUGGAUUCAGGGAAAGUGCACUUACUGUCAUCACCAGCAUCUUCUGGGGGAUGAGAUGAGGGAACCUAGUUCUUCAGGUUUCCUGUCCUCCAAAUAGACUUCACUCUCCAAAAUUCUAAACCUGGUCAUCAGCGUCACCCAUUGCCACAUGAAAGUCUGAGUUAAAUUUUUAUUUUCUCUUUA
Molecule: messenger RNA, 3381 nt
Organism: Marmota monax (woodchuck)
Lineage: Eukaryota; Metazoa; Chordata; Mammalia; Rodentia; Sciuridae
Gene: Plekho1
Product: pleckstrin homology domain containing O1
Exons: 6
Coding region: 281-1426 (381 amino acids)
Biological process (GO): regulation of myoblast fusion
Cellular component (GO): ruffle membrane; muscle cell projection membrane
Source: RefSeq, a predicted model, not a curated record